This is a messenger RNA of Homarus americanus (American lobster), 1301 nucleotides long. It is a transcript of the gene BicC, whose product is annotated as protein bicaudal C homolog 1-like. Gene Ontology annotation, cellular component: cytoplasm. NCBI's taxonomy places the organism in Eukaryota, Metazoa, Arthropoda, Malacostraca, Decapoda, Nephropidae. Gene Ontology annotation, molecular function: RNA binding. The record is from RefSeq and is a predicted model, not a curated record.
AGUCACAGACAAUGUUUUGUUUUGGAACACUCGGGCUGACUUUCUUGACACUACCUAGGGUUUAAUUUUGUGGACUGGACGUAAUUUUCGUGACAUAGUGUGAACAUGGGGCCACACGAUCACCUCGAACAAGACGACGUGUCCGAGGCCUACUCAGAAGAGACGCUAUCAAGAUGCAACAGUGCAGAGAAAUUAACAUUUACAGUGCUUGGAGACGGAUUGGUAGAAGAAAGAUUCCGUGUUGAUAGAAGGAAACUUGAGGCCAUGAUUUUGGGUUGUCCGCCAGACCCGUGUGAUCUUGAAAUCAUGAAGUUGCCGAUAGGACGAGACGGUCAUGUCCUCUCUGCUGAUGACUUCUUCCACGCGGUCAUGGAGGAGACGAAGACGGAGAUCAAAUAUCCGAAAUUCCUGAAGGUGGGCGCCAGGAACAAGAAGGAUCCACAUGUGCGAGUGUUGGGGCUACCAGAUGCGGUGCGAACUGCUGGAGCGAUGGUUAGACAAGAAUUAGAACCCCACAAUAAAGUAACCAUGAAGCUUGAUGUGUCGUGGACUUAUCACUCCCACAUCAUUGGCAAAGGAGGCAACACCAUUCAGCCAGUUGUCAAACGUACAGGUGUGAGCAUUCACUUUCCUGAUGGCAACAAGAAUAGUGAAGUACGCAAAAGUAAUCAGGUGUCCAUCAACAGCGGGGGAGGAGCUGGUCUGGAGGAGGCACGGUCAGCCAUACGGGAAUUGACUCCUCUCAUCUUCACCUUCACUCUCUCUGCCGCUGCCCAGUUUAUUAAUACCUGCAUAUCGGACCCAAAUAUGCUCAUAAUUCAUGUACAAAACACUUAUGAUGUGCAGGUGGACCUGAAACUGACAGAUGACAUUCCCUUAUUGUGGUCGUGGGAAUGGGAUGCAGCCCGUGUGAAGGAGGCAACACUGUGCAUCUUAAAAGCGUAUUGUGAUACUCUUGCCAAUCAAAUACCUGUGCAGAUGACAGUGGAAAUCUCUCCACAGCACCACACAUUUGUUCUUGGACGAAAUACGAGGACACUCAAAGCGCAUCAUGCGACUGCUACAAAAAUAACAUUCCCUGACAGUAAUGAUAUUUCCCUGCCUCCUCUCAAGAAGUCAACUGUCACCAUUUCAGGAGGCAUUGAUAAUGUUUAUCUUGCAUCACAAAAACAUUUUAGGUGCUCUACCACUGGUCCUUAUGUUUGACUUGCUGCCCGACCAGACGGUAGACUCAAAUGAGGUAUCACAAAUCAUGCAAACUUUAGACGCUUAUAGUUAUAAAAAACAAGAGGCUAGAUGGG